Molecule: messenger RNA, 1020 nt
Organism: Psilocybe cubensis
Lineage: Eukaryota; Fungi; Basidiomycota; Agaricomycetes; Agaricales; Agrocybaceae
Exons: 2
Coding region: 1-1020 (339 amino acids)
Source: RefSeq, a predicted model, not a curated record
AUGCCGCUCAACAACGCCUUUACUCAGUCUACUGCUGAUGCCACCGUCUAUUAUGACUUUGGCGACGCUUCAGAUGCUACGAUCAUCCGAGCUUCAGACACCACUAUGGGUAUGGAGGAAAACGAAGUGGAGGAUAUCCUGAACGACCUUGCAACGCCUUCUAUCAGCAACGGGAACCCAACUACUAUCAACACUAUUGGUAAUCCUCCAUCGCCAACAGACAGUCGCCCCGAAACACAUAUGUUUCAACAAUCCUUACCAUCGAGUCCCCUUCGCGCGAGAUUCAGUAACCUUGUUCUCCAGGCCGGUACCCCUCCACCCGUAUUGCAUCUGUUCCCUGAACUAAAGAGGGAUGACCUUAUACGUAUCAUGUCACACCAGCUGGAGGCUAGAGACCUCCACAGACUGCAACCAACCAUUCACUCCGAUGGUAGCCCCGACGUCGGCGAGAAUAUCGAAAACGCGACUUUCGAUUCGCUUUACUUGUUACUCUUAAGAUACUUUGAGAUCGUCUCAAUGUACUUUGCCCAAGACUACCUGAUCACCCUAGCCUUCUUUGAAUUCCUUGCCCAUUUCCAGAGCAUCUCGUCCAAGUAUGAAUGGCCAGCUGUGCGUCAAUACACCCUUUCCUUCUUUGAUUGCCGUCGAGUGGAGAUGUACGACUCUAAUGACUAUUCCGGAUGGUUACGCCCUGACGAGGCGCUCUCCGAGAAGUACCUUGUAGGUCAUGAAAAGGGCGGUGCACUGUCGUUGGUAUCGUCGACAACUAUUUCCAUCCCCGAUACUGCUCCCCCUCAAGUAGUUCCCCAACCGACGAAUGUUAAUAACUCAGACGAAGCAUCGCGCAAAGCUACGUUGUUUAUUGGGUUUUUAUGUAGCUUCGUCGGGUUAAUAUUGGCGGCAAUCGUUAUGAUCCCAUUCUCACUGGCUCGACUCCUAUUUACUUCCAACAAAGGGGCUGAAAAACGCCUCGAGGAGACUGUGAAAGAAGAAGAAGAGAGCUUUGACUUUUAUGAUUGA